CCGCCCCCCGCCUCACUCCCCGGCAGCCCGCAGCGAGACGCGCCGCUCCCCAGCACUUUUUUGGGCCCGAGAUAUGGCAAUGGUAGUUAGCAGCUGGCGAGAUCCGCAGGAAGACGUGGCCGGGGGCACUCCGAGCGGCCCCAACCCCGCCGCGACGCAGCCGGGCCGGGAGCAGCAGCCCCAGCAGCAAGGGAGCUCGGCCACCCCACACACCCCGCAGACCCCCAGCCAGCCGGGACCCCCCUCCACGCCGGGCACGGCCGGAGACAAGGGAGCGGGCCAGCAGGGCUCGGGGCAGAGCCAGCAGCACAUCGAGUGCGUGGUGUGCGGGGACAAGUCCAGCGGCAAGCACUACGGCCAGUUCACCUGCGAGGGCUGCAAAAGUUUCUUCAAGAGGAGCGUCCGCAGGAACUUAACUUACACAUGCCGCGCCAACAGGAACUGUCCCAUCGACCAGCACCACCGCAACCAGUGCCAGUACUGCCGCCUCAAGAAGUGCCUCAAAGUGGGCAUGAGGCGGGAAGCGGUUCAGCGAGGAAGAAUGCCGCCCACCCAGCCCAACCCCGGCCAGUACGCGCUGACCAACGGCGACCCCCUGAACGGGCACUGCUAUCUCUCGGGAUACAUCUCCCUCCUGCUGCGGGCCGAGCCCUACCCCACCUCCCGCUACGGCAGCCAGUGCAUGCAGCCCAACAACAUCAUGGGCAUCGAGAACAUCUGCGAGCUGGCCGCCCGUCUGCUCUUCAGCGCCGUCGAGUGGGCCCGCAACAUCCCCUUCUUCCCCGACCUGCAGAUCACCGACCAGGUGGCCUUGCUGCGGCUCACCUGGAGCGAGCUCUUCGUCCUCAACGCUGCCCAGUGCUCCAUGCCCCUCCAUGUGGCCCCGCUCCUGGCCGCCGCCGGCCUCCACGCCUCCCCCAUGUCGGCCGACCGCGUUGUCGCCUUCAUGGACCACAUCCGCAUCUUCCAGGAACAGGUGGAGAAGCUGAAGGCGCUGCACGUCGAUUCGGCUGAGUACAGCUGUCUGAAAGCCAUCGUCCUCUUCACCUCAGACGCCUGCGGCCUGUCGGAUGCUGCGCACAUCGAGAGCCUGCAGGAGAAAUCGCAGUGCGCGCUGGAGGAGUACGUGCGGAGCCAGUACCCCAACCAGCCCAGCCGCUUCGGGAAGCUGCUGCUGCGGCUGCCCUCCCUGCGCACCGUGUCCUCCUCCGUCAUCGAGCAGCUCUUCUUCGUCCGCUUGGUAGGUAAAACCCCCAUCGAAACCCUCAUCAGGGAUAUGCUACUGUCGGGGAGCAGCUUCAACUGGCCUUACAUGUCCAUCCAGUGCUCCUAGAGCCCAUCCCGCAUCCCCGGCGGAGAGGCGGCGGAGCGGCGGAGAGGGGAGCGCUCGCACCGAGGGGCAGUCGGGGUGCGGGGGGGUCCCGGGAGGUGGACACUGAACAAAAGAAAGGGCGAGUGGGAGCAGACUGGGGCCGUGGAGGGGAGAAGGACGGACCUGUCGUCCGUGGAGGUUGUGAUGUUCC
Ficedula albicollis (Collared flycatcher) is the source of this 1523-nucleotide messenger RNA. RefSeq names its product nuclear receptor subfamily 2 group F member 1 (gene NR2F1). Gene Ontology annotation, molecular function: zinc ion binding; nuclear receptor activity; RNA polymerase II cis-regulatory region sequence-specific DNA binding. The transcript is spliced from 3 exons. The record is from RefSeq and is a predicted model, not a curated record. The coding region runs from base 74 to 1333 and encodes 419 amino acids. Lineage: Eukaryota; Metazoa; Chordata; Aves; Passeriformes; Muscicapidae. Gene Ontology annotation, biological process: cell differentiation; negative regulation of transcription by RNA polymerase II; anatomical structure development.